Messenger RNA from Choloepus didactylus (southern two-toed sloth), 2548 nucleotides. Its product is annotated as zinc finger CCCH domain-containing protein 11A-like. NCBI's taxonomy places the organism in Eukaryota, Metazoa, Chordata, Mammalia, Pilosa, Megalonychidae. The record is from RefSeq and is a predicted model, not a curated record. Gene Ontology annotation, molecular function: metal ion binding.
AAAGUUUCUGUUCUCUGGAUUGCAUUUUAAAGACGAUUUCUGUGAUUGAGUUGUCUUUUGGAAGAUUAAACCCAUUUCAAGAGGACUGGAAGCUGGUCCUCAUCUUGAGGAAGGAGUGGCUCGUGUUCAAGAAGCCACUUCUAAUCUAAGGAUCUCCUCAGCAUGCCUAAUCAAGGAGAAGACUGCUAUUUUUUUUUCUAUUCUACAUGUACCAAAGGAGACAGCUGCCCGUUCCGUCACUGUGAAGCUGCACUAGGAAAUGAAACUGUUUGCACAUUAUGGCAAGAAGGGCGCUGUUUUCGACAGGUGUGCAGAUUUCGGCACAUGGAGAUUGCUGUGUUGCCCACUGUGCCUGAGUCACCAGAAGAGGAUGUGAAGGCUGGUAGCCAGGUCACGGUUCAACAGAACAAAUUGUCUGUCCAGUCUAAUCCCUCCCCCCAACUGCGGAGUGUUAUGAAAGUGGAAAGUUCAGAAAAUGUUCCUAGCCCCACACAUCCACCAGUUGUAAUCAAUGCUGCAGAUGAUGAUGAAGAUGAUGAUGAUCAAUUUUCUGAGGAAGGUGAUGAAACCAAAAUACCUACCUUGCAACCAACUCCUGAACUUCAUAAUGGAUUAAGAGUGGCUUCUGCCCGGAAACCUGGAGUCAAUUUAAAGCAAGGUGAAUGUCUGAAUUUUGGAAUAAAAACUCUUGAGGAAAUCAAAUCAAAGAAAAUGAAGGAAAAAUCCAAGAAGCAAGGUGAAGGUUCUUCUGGAGUUUCCAGCCCUUUGCUCCAACCUGAUCCUGUUCCAGGUCCUGAAAAAGAGAAUGUCCGGACUGUGGUGAGGACAGUAACUCUGUCCAGCAAACAAGGAGAAGAACCUUUGGUUAGAUUGAGUCUUACUGAGAGACUGGGGAAACGAAAAUUUUCAGUAGGUGGUGAGAGUGAGCCUCCAUUAAAGCGUAGCCUUGCACAGAGGCUAGGGAAGAAAGUUGAAGCUUCAGAAACUAACAUUGAGAAGACACCAAAGAAAGUUCAAGUGUCUAAGUCUCUGAAGCAGCGAUUGGGCAUGUCCACUGAUUCAAACGAGGAGGCAGCAGAGAGAGUUCCUAAAGUUGGAGAGAUCCAUGUGAAGACACUAGAAGAAAUUCUUCUUGAAAGAGCCAGUCAAAAACGUGGAGAAUUGCAAACCAAACUCAAGACGGAAGGACCUGCAAAAGCUGAUGAUUCCACCUCAGGAACAAGAAGCUCCUCCACCAUCCGAAUCAAAACCUUCUCUGAGGUCCUGGCUGAAAAGAAACAUCGACAGCAGGAAGCAGAGAGACAAAAAAGCAAAAAGGAUGUAACUUGCAUCAAGUUAAAGACUGAUAGUGACAUUAAAAAAACAGUGGUUUUGCCACCUGUAGUCAGCAAAGGACAGUCAGAGGAGCCUACAAGUAGAACAAAGUCUAUGCAGGAGGUGCAUAUCAAAACACUGGAGGAAAUUAAGUUGGAGAAGGCACUGAGGGUGCAGCAGAACUCUGAGAGCAGCACCAGCUCCCACCCUCAGCCUGAAGGCCUCCCAGGAACAAGGCGGCUGCUCCGCAUUACCAAAAGAACAGGUAUAAAAGAAGAGAAGAAACUUCAGGAAGGAAGUGAAGUUGCUUCUCAGAGCAGUGUUACUACAACAGAGGCUAAAGAGGCUUCAGAUGAGACCACAGCAGUUGGCAUCACUAAAAUUCAAGUCAAGAGGUGUGAGACCGUGAGAGAGAAGCAAAUGCAGAAACAACAGGAGAGGGGAGUUUUACUGAAGGAAAAACUGGUUUUGACAACCCUUCAGGGAGAUGUAGCCUCUUGCAAUACUGAAGUGGUGGAGAAACCUGUGCCAGGCAUCACUCGGCACCUGACAAAGCGGCUUCCCACAAAGGCAUCCCAGAAGGUGGAGGUAGAAACCUCAGGGAUUGGGGAUUCAAUAUUAAAUAUGAAAUGUGCAGCACAGCCCUUGGAAAAAAGGGGUAAAGCUAAACCCAAAGUGAAUGUGAAGCCAUCUGUGGUUAAAGUUGUUUCAUCCCCCAAACUGGCCCCCAAACGCAAAGCAGUAGAGGUCCACCCUGCUGUCAUUGUGGCUGUGAAGCCACUCAGUCCCAGCAGUGUCCUGCAGGAAUGCCCAGCCAAAAAAGCAGCUGUGGCUGUUGUCCCACUCCUCUCUGAGAACAAAUCAGUUACUGUGCCUGAGACAGAAAAACCUAGGGACAGUCUCAUAAUGCUCCCAACCCAGUCAUCUUCAAAUCCCUCAUCACCAGAAGUAUCUGGCCCUUCCUCAUCCCAUAUGGCCACGAAAACUCGCCGACUCAGCUCUGCCUCAACAGGAAAGCCCCCACUCUCUGUGGAGGAUGAUUUUGAGAAACUAAUAUGGGAGAUUUCAGGAGGCAAAUUAGAAGCUGAGAUUGACUUGGAUCCUGGGAAGGAUGAAGAUGACCUUCUGCUUGAGCUCUCAGAAAUGAUUGAUAGUUGAAGGUGGAAGUGAAAACAUUUAAAAAAAAAAAAAAAAAAAAAGAACACCAAAAAACUGGACUUAGCUUCAUCUAUUA